Messenger RNA from Macroventuria anomochaeta, 2517 nucleotides. RefSeq lists its product as uncharacterized. The record is from RefSeq and is a predicted model, not a curated record. Lineage: Eukaryota; Fungi; Ascomycota; Dothideomycetes; Pleosporales; Didymellaceae. Gene Ontology annotation, cellular component: nucleus. Bases 114 to 2408 code for a protein of 764 amino acids. The transcript has 2 exons.
CCACUCGUGAUAAUUGUGCACACCUGUUGGGCAUUCUUUGGAGAACAUUCCUAUCUGUCGUUCGAUUUGUUACGCUCAUCUUGACUGCCAUUGAUCCCUCCAAGUUCGCAGCAAUGGCUCGCCUACGCAAACCCAGCCCGCUGGAGCCCAGCAUAUUCCUCCAGCAGCCAGACCAGACCCGACGAUCAAGUCCUAGAAAGGCCGUUCGUGAAGUCAGCUACAUUAUCUCAUCUGACGAAGACGAGGAGAACGUUCUGCUCAGGCCCAAGCCCUCGAAGCGCGAUCUCGGAGACCCAUCGUUAAUCUUCCAGGAAGACCCCUUCUAUACAUCCAAGUCGAAUGCGAGUCCCUCAACUUUGACUCUCACGCCACGAAAGCAACGUAUUCUGCGACCCGUCGAAAGCAACAGCCGCCUACUGAGAAAGCUGAGUGAUGAGAGUCUCGCGAGUCCGGAGAAGAGGCCUAGGUCUGAGAGGAGGGCUAGAAGGGAGAGGAGUGGGACAUAUGAGGUCGGUAUGGAUCUAGGGCGGAAGAAGAACCUGAUGUAUGCGAAGAGUUUGGCGAGGAGUGUCGCAGGCAGGGAGUUGAAGAAGGCGAGCUCGAGGAUCGAUGUGCUAGACGAUACGGAGUUGCAGAGUCCGAGAAAGAUAAGGCAGGAGAAGAAGGAAGUGGCUGUGGAGGUUGAGGAGAUCGAGGCCGAGCCAGAAGAGGAGACGAGCAUACUCUGCGGGGAUGAGGAAGAUGUCGCCCAAGAGGUAGAGGAGCAGCAGGUCGAGACGAUUGGUACUGAAAAGUCCACAACUGAAGAGCAUGAAGAAGAAGAGGAAGAUGAUGAGGAUGUUAUCCUGCCGGUCAGAUCAAGACAAAGACGGCCGCAAAGACGCAUCGAUUCUGAUUCUGAGUCUGACUACGUAGAGGAAGCCGCCUCAGAAGAAAAGCAAAAGCAAGUAGACGAGCAACCGGAAGAGCCGCAGCCAUUGGUGUCUAUGCAACCGCAUCACAGGAAGGGACACAGCACUAUCUCGAACUGGGCGAAGGAAGUCAUCGAUUUGACAGACUCACCAAAAGCUCCAGACUCAUUCGUCCUUCCAGAAUCGACACGCGCUCGCUCGUCGUCGUUCGCAGUUUCACGUCCUGCGACAUCCUCUUCUGAUGGUAUGCAGCCAUUCCUCACAUACUCUCCUACGCCUACCAAGAAGCGCUCGCCGUGCAAAGCACCUCCGGUUGCACGUCCGACAACUCCUCUACUAGCACCUGCAAGCCCUACGAAACUUGUCUCGCCGUCCAAGAAGAAGCCACUCAUUCCAAAAGCACCAGAUCUGCGACCAAGCCUCGACGCAUUCUGGAACCCUGAAGUCGUCAAUGACUGGAAUGACCGCCACUCUCCUGCAAAGAAGCUUGUGUCACCAAGAAAGCAGCAAUGGCGCGACGACAUCACCAAGAUGAUGGGCGGCAUGGAUCUCGAAGACGCAAGCAGCAGCGACGAGGCGUACACAAGCCUUGUCACAAGCCCGAAGAAGAAGAUUUGCUGUCCUAAGCCUCCGAAGAAAGACGCUCCUAGCGUAUCUGAGCCAACCGCCAAGGAGAUCCGAGCACAGCGCAAAGAUUUUGCCGAACGCAAGCACUCCAUCGCAACCUCCUUCCUCGCCGAACUCGACACCACCAUCUGCUCCGGCACCAUCACCCGCCUCUCCUCCGCAACCGGCGGCAUCAAGCUCAUCUGGUCCAAAACCCUCAAAACAACCGCCGGCCGCGCAAACUGGCGCCGCGAAGUGAUCCGCCUCAAGACCUCCUCGCCCGGUGAGCCCCCUUCUUUCAAGACAGAGGUUAGGCACCACUGUAGUAUCGAGUUGGCAGCUAAGGUCAUCGACGACGAAGAACGUCUCUACAACGUGCUGGCGCACGAAUUCUGCCACCUGCUCACCUUCAUGAUUAGCGAGAUCCGAAAUAAUCCACACGGCGCCGAGUUCAAAACCUGGGGCCGCAAAGUGUCCGCCGCUUUCGCAGAUAGGGGCGUGGAAGUCACAACCAAGCACAGCUAUGCGAUUGAGUAUAAGUUUGUCUGGGAGUGUGUGAGCUGCGGGUAUGAGUUUAAGAGGCAUAGUAGGAGUGUGGAUACGCAGAGACAUAGUUGUGGGAAGUGUAAGGGAGCGUUGGUGCAGACUAAACCUGCACCACGAGGUGGAGGUGCGAAGGGGGAGGGGAAGAAGAGCGAGUAUCAGGUUUUUGUUAAGGAGAACUUCAGGAGGGUCAAGAGUGAGAUGGCAGAGGAGGGGUUGGAUACGCAGAUGGGGAAGGUUAUGGAAGUUGUGGCCAGAGAGUAUAGGAAGAGGAAGGAAGUCGAGAAGAAGGAGGGCGAAAAGGACAUUGAUGAGCUUGAUGAGGCGCUUGAGGGGUUGAAGCUGUGAGGUGGAUGUUGGACUUCGAUCUGUCAUGACUUGCACGAAGGCGUUCUUAUGGGUGUGUUUGCAUAGGAUUUGGCAUUGCAUGUUAGCGCAAGCAUUGAUCAUAUUUCUC